Messenger RNA from Lachnellula hyalina, 966 nucleotides. RefSeq names its product SAGA complex subunit (gene spt3). Gene Ontology annotation, biological process: transcription by RNA polymerase II. NCBI's taxonomy places the organism in Eukaryota, Fungi, Ascomycota, Leotiomycetes, Helotiales, Lachnaceae. The record is from RefSeq and is a predicted model, not a curated record. Gene Ontology annotation, cellular component: SAGA complex. Bases 1 to 966 code for a protein of 321 amino acids. Gene Ontology annotation, molecular function: protein heterodimerization activity; transcription coregulator activity. The transcript has 3 exons.
AUGGCGGACAAGACAGCAAAGUACCGGACGGAGAUCCAGCAGAUGAUGUAUGUCUCUGGAGAGACCGCUGAAGCUUCCGCCGAAACAACUGGAAUGAUCGAGGAAAUUGUAAGACAACAAGUCAUAGAGAUGCUACGACAAUGUACGGAACAAGCUUCUCGCCGAGGUAGCAGGUCUAUUUCUACGGACGACCUGAUUUUUUUGAUUCGCCAUGACGUUGCUAAAGUCUCUCGUCUCCGUACUUUCCUCUCCUGGAAGGAUGUUCGAAAGAAUGUUAAGGACUCUGACGACAAAGGAGGCGAAGGGGAUCUUGGAACUGGGGAUGAACCUGUCGGCGCUGUUGCCGGAGGACCUGUCGUCGACACGACCAAGAAGAAUAAGAAAGCCAAAGUUGGGCUGCCCUGGGAAGUUCCAUCAUUUUACAAUGCCGAAGUCCCCGAACGAGAAGAUGAGGAGGACGAGGACGAAGAAGAAAUGAAUUAUGCUACUCUGCAACGCCUUAAGAAAGCCGAUGAGCGCACAAAAGUGAUGACCAAGGAGGAGUAUGUCACCUGGUCUGAAUACCGACAAGCAUCUUUCACCUUCCGCAAGGGCAAGCGAUUUAAGGAAUGGGCUGGCUUUGGCGUGGUUACUGAUUCGAAGCCAAACGAUGACAUUGUCGAUAUUCUCGGCUUUCUUACUUUCGAGAUCGUCCAAACGCUUACCGAAGAAGCUCUCAAGAUCAAGGAGCAGGAGGAUUUAGGCAAGGAAAAAUCAGGUGGAGAGCAGCAAGGCAAGAAGCGCAAGUUCACUGGUUUGUUUGAUCCACCUUCCGAAGGUCGCACUCCUGUCGAGACUCGUCAUAUACAAGAAGCUUUCCGGAGACUGCAACAACGGCCGAACAAGCAACGUGCUUUGUGCAACUUUACUAGAGGCUUGAAUCGUACUCCUUUGAAACUAGUAUGUGUAAUUACUCUAAUCCUGUGA